Sclerotinia borealis F-4128 is the source of this 297-nucleotide messenger RNA. The record is from the annotation of a GenBank genome assembly. NCBI's taxonomy places the organism in Eukaryota, Fungi, Ascomycota, Leotiomycetes, Helotiales, Sclerotiniaceae.
AUGCGUUUCGCUCAACACCCAUCUAAUAUUUCACAUCAACUUAAACGCCAUGAAGCAGCCCUCAUGUAUCACCAACAAAAGUCCUUUCCACCACCAGACCUCCGAUUGUCAAUCGGUAAUGUGUUUCAAGAUGGGACCACAAAAUUGCCAGUGAUGCAGCUUCCCGAACAUCAUCUUGCCCGACUCCAAGAAGUUAGAGCACAAAGGCUUGUUAAUUUCUCAUUUCCAACGAAUGAGAACCAGAGGGCUCAAGAGGGCGAACGAAUUACAGUAAAGAAAAUGAUUGGAGAGGGCUGA